AUGCUGCUGCGGGUGCGCGCCGCCGUGGCGCAGCUGGCGGCGGGGCUGGGCGCGGGGGCGGGCGCGCAGCCCCCCGCCGAGCCCCGGGGCGGCGGGGCCGGGAGCGGGGCAUCGCCGCCCGCGGCCGCGUUCUGCCGGCCGGCCUUCCUCCAGCUGACGCCCGAGGAGCUGCGCCGCGCCGACGAUCACACCGGGCGGGCCGUGCAGAGCCCCCGCGACGGCCGCCGCCGCCUGCCCUGGAGGACGGGAUACGCCGAGGUGAUAAAUGCAGGGAAGAGCCAGCACAAUGAGGACCAGGCGUGCUGCGAGGUGGUGUUUGUGGAGAGGAGGCCCAGCCCGAGGGGCCGGCUGAUGUCCCGGGAGGGCGGCGGGGAGCUGGACGGGGGCAGGAAGGGUUUUUAUUUCCACUACUGGGCCCUGUUUGACGGCCAUGCAGGCAGUGGUGCUGCUGUCAUGGCAUCUGAGAAGCUCCACGUGCACAUCUGUGAGCAGCUCCGGGACCUCGUGGACAUCCUACAGGACCCCUCCCCUCCUCCCAUCUGCCUCCCACAUGGCCCUGGGGAUCCAACCCGGGUGUCAGUCGCAGAGGAUGACGGGGAGGUCCCCAACGAUGCUGUGCCACGGUUUCACCUGGAGAAAGCCGUGUCCCACGAGAGCCUGGUGAUCGGCGCCAUUGAGAACGCCUUCAAGCACAUGGACGACCAGAUCGAGCGGGAGCGGGGGGCCCAGCACCUCGCUGGGGGCUGCUGUGCCCUGGCUGCCAUCUACCUCAUGGGCAAGUUCUACGUGGCCAACGCUGGUGACAGCAGGGCCAUUAUCAUCCGUAACGGGGAAAUCAUUCCAAUGUCCAGGGAGUUUACUCCAGAGACAGAGAGGCAGAGGCUGCAGUUUUUAGCACUGCUGAGGCCUGAGCUGCUGGGGAAGGAAUUCACCCACCUGGAGUUCCCCCGCAGGAUCCAGCCCAAGGAGCUGGGGAAGAAGAUGCUGUACAGGGACCAGAACAUGAAUGGCUGGGCUUACAAAAAGAUAGAAGAGGAUGACCUGAAGUUUCCACUUAUCUACGGGGAAGGCAAAAAGGCUCGGAUGAUGGCCACAAUCGGGGUCACACGGGGCCUGGGAGACCACGACCUCAAGGUGUUCAGCUCCAACAUCCACAUCAAGCCUUUCCUGUCCUGCUUCCCGGAGGUCAGGGUUUACGACCUCACACAGUACGAGCACUGCCCCGACGACGUUCUGGUCCUGGGCACCGACGGGCUCUGGGAUGUCACCAACGACAAGGAGGUGGCUGGUGUGGUGAUGGAGGUGCUGACGAGCUACGAGCCCAACGACCCCUGCAGGUACACCAUGGUGGCCCAGGAGCUGGUGGUGCGGUCCCGGGGGGUGCUGAAGGAGCGGGGCUGGCGGCUGGCCAACGACAAGCUGGGCUCUGGCGAUGACAUCUCCGUCUUCGUGAUCCCUCUGGGUGGCCCGGGCAACUACACGUGAUGCCCGGAGAGCCCGGGGCUCGCCUUGCCUGGGUGGAGGUGAACGGGACACUGGCACUGCCUCAGGGCCACCUCUCCCUCAAGCACUUUUUUCCUGAGCCGACCACGAGAAGAGUAAGAAACCUGGAGCCUCAGUCUGUGCCCCUGUCCAGAGCAUCCCCUCCACCUGCUUGCAUCCCAGCCCCAGGUGGAGGUGGAGAGGCCUUGGAUGGAGAGUGAAGACUGGGGUUGAGGGAUGUUUUUGUGCUGCUACUUUCUCAAUGCUGUGAAAAGUCUGAAGGCUCCCUGAGUCCUCAGCGUGUUCUUUGCCCCUCGCCCUGGCUGUGCUGGUUCCAGCCCUGUGUGAUGGCUGUGGGGCUGGUGGAGCACUUGUACCUGCUGCAGUCACCUCCUGUCCCCUGCCCUGUGACCUUGGGACACUGAAGCUGCUGUUGGGGCUGGGCACUGGGGCUUGGAUGGGAUGUGGAUGAGGGUGAAGCCCCACUGGCAGCUGGGUGAUGCUCAGCCCAGCACAAAUCCAAUUGGGGGUGGUGUGGCGGUGAGUGAGCCCCACCAUGGCCAUCCCAGCUUUGUGCUCCCAAUUUCCAACCCCUCACACCUCUGUUCCAGUCACAUACCUUGUCUCAGUCUCUGGUUUGGGAGGAUGGAGCAGUGACCAAGCCCUGCCGUGCACCCAGAGCCCCGGAGAGGGAUGAGCCAUUGCACUGGCACUGGCUGUGCCACAGGUUCUGCCCCCCCCCACCUUCCCAUGCCUUGGAUCACUGCUGUGCUUCUAGAGCCAGUUAUGUAUUGACUGGAGAGCUGAGCUGGAAAGCAUCUAAAUCCUUUCUUGGUGUGGGGAGUCUAUGAAUGUAUGUCCAUAUUUUUGAGUGGUUCUGAAUUAGCAGCCGCACACAGAGCAGCCCUAUUCAGGCGAGCUUAACAGCUUAACUGCGCGCUGUGGAUCUGCUUAGCCCGGGGCUGGGAACCCACAAUAAAAGCAGCUUGGUGUGACCAGGGUGGGGGCAGACAGCUCCCUCCCUUUCUUAAUAAUCUCAAAACUGUUGUAGGGCGGAGCGGGAGCAGUUGAUCUCUGCGCAGGAUCUUUGCAUCACACAGAUCUCCCCCCGGGGCAUCCAUUUCCCGCACCUCUGCAGAGUGUUUUAUCCUCCCAAACUGUGAGGGAUUGUCCCAUCCUGGCAGCGUGGAGGUGGGAAGAGCUGGGCCAUGGUUCCUUGUUUGGCAAAGGCUCUGUGGCACCGGGAGUUUGUGUCCUGUCACUGGGCACGGACAGCUCUUGUAAGGUGUCACCUCCGAUGAAUGUUUGUCUCCUGUAACCAGUGAGAUGUAAAUAAACUGGGUGCACUUAAUGGGAGGUGGAAGUGAUCCAGUGAGAUUUGAACCUGUUGGCAUCCAUGCUGAAGGGAGCAGGGAGUGGUACCGGGGCCAGGAGCCUGUCCUUGCGUAGCACUGUGUGUUUAAAUAAAGGU
Messenger RNA from Chiroxiphia lanceolata (lance-tailed manakin), 2953 nucleotides. RefSeq names its product protein phosphatase, Mg2+/Mn2+ dependent 1J (gene PPM1J). Gene Ontology annotation, molecular function: protein serine/threonine phosphatase activity. The record is from RefSeq and is a predicted model, not a curated record. The coding region runs from base 1 to 1485 and encodes 494 amino acids. NCBI's taxonomy places the organism in Eukaryota, Metazoa, Chordata, Aves, Passeriformes, Pipridae. Gene Ontology annotation, biological process: protein dephosphorylation. The transcript has 10 exons.